AAUACUUCCUGCUCAGUCUAUCAGUGAUAUUUCGAGGCAAUCUUUUAACGAGCAUUCUUGAAAUGUGGGGCAAAAGUAUUCUGAGUAUUCUUUAUCUUCUCGUUGCGGUUGCCUAUGCCGUACCCGCUCAUUACGAUUCAGGUGACAGCGCUGAGGAUGGAAUCGUCUAUGUUUUCAAUCUCUAUGCAGUCAGAGAUACGAAAACGAAACAUGUUGCAAAGAUGUUGAACGAUGACGCAUUGAUUCAAAUUCCAGCUAAAUUUGAACCAAUUGGAAGUAUGCUCCUAGCCGACACCGAGGAGGACGAGCCGUUCACAAUGGAAGAAGUGAGCCUAUUUCUCGAGAGAAUGGGCGUGACAGUGGAACAGCUGAACGACGGGGAUGAACCCAGAGUGAUUGAGAUAAAAGUUGACGAAGAUUUCGACGAUUUCGAUAUAUUCCAGGACUUUGAGGAAACGGCGAAAUACCUCCAGGACGAGGGAAUCAUCCUCAGUAUGACGCUUGUCAAUGGCUCCAUGAUUUUUUCAAUUGAAUUUGACCCGGCAGUGAAGGACGCCGAUCGACACAUCAGCCUACGAGACAUUGGUGGUGUCUUCGAAAUGGAAGGAUACCAAGUGGAUUACGUGACGGUUGGAGAUUCCAUCAAGAAAGUUAACAUAAGGGAGCCAUUGCCUGAUGACGAAUCGAAAGAAAUUCUCGAACAUCAAACCACCAAAUCCAGUGUUGAGAAGAAACCGGAGAGAAAUGAGAACAAAAUUGAGAAGAACGAGGAGAAACCAAAGGCACGGAAGAACGAACUCGAUGAGCAAUUUCAAAUGCUUGAUUUCACUACUAGAUCGGAGGCACUGAAUAAGAUCAGGAGGCGAAGGUCUUCGUGUCCAGAGUGCAAAGCCGUGGAUAUACUCAAAGCUUACGUCCACGAGCAUGAGCGUCAUUGAAAUGUUCAUUCUGGGGGAUGUUUUUUAUUGCCAGUAUUUACUGUGCUAUUUUUAUAAGGAUGUGUCAAUGAAUAAAAUUGGAAACGUUAUUUGAUAUCAGA
This is a messenger RNA of Diachasma alloeum, 1039 nucleotides long. RefSeq lists its product as uncharacterized. The record is from RefSeq and is a predicted model, not a curated record. The transcript is spliced from 3 exons. Bases 63 to 938 code for a protein of 291 amino acids. NCBI's taxonomy places the organism in Eukaryota, Metazoa, Arthropoda, Insecta, Hymenoptera, Braconidae.